Sitophilus oryzae (rice weevil) is the source of this 4007-nucleotide messenger RNA. RefSeq names its product probable multidrug resistance-associated protein lethal(2)03659. NCBI's taxonomy places the organism in Eukaryota, Metazoa, Arthropoda, Insecta, Coleoptera, Curculionidae. Gene Ontology annotation, molecular function: ATP hydrolysis activity; ABC-type transporter activity; ATP binding. Bases 102 to 3851 code for a protein of 1249 amino acids. The record is from RefSeq and is a predicted model, not a curated record. Gene Ontology annotation, cellular component: membrane. Gene Ontology annotation, biological process: transmembrane transport. The transcript has 9 exons.
AACUGGGAGAAGAACCGUUUAGUUGUCGAGAUUCGGUGCUGUUCGUGUGGAUGUAAUCGUUAGGGUGGUUCUGGAUCGGUCGGUUCUUCACCCAUAUCGCCAUGGAUCACGUGGGGGUGGUCAAGCGUAAGCAAAACGCAAGAGAAAGAGCGAAUGUGGCUUCUAAGCUAACUUUUACGUACACAAGAGGUUUAUUCAAAAGAUCUUGGAAGAAAGAUUUGGAAGAGGACGACUUGUACGAUGUAGUAAGAUCUUGUGAAGCUAAGAAAAACGGUGAUAAAUUCGAAAAAGAAUGGAGAGGUCACGUGAGCAAAGGAAAAACUUCAAUACUGCCAGUUAUGUGGCGAUGUUUCGGCUGGCAGUAUAUUUUCUUGGGAGCCUUAAAUCUUUCCUGGAAACUAGUUAGCAGUAUAUACGAACCUGAAGCAAUCUCAAAAUUCGUUUCCUACUUCGACCCCAAGCAAACCACCAUAACCUUCCAAGAUGCAAUCUUCUACGCCGGAGUAAAGAUCGGACUGAAGUUCGGCCACGCCCUUUACCUCCAGAACUACUUCAUCUACGUGCAGCAGCUGGCCAUCCGUAUCAGGACCUCGUUCUGCUCGCUGGUGUACCGCAAGGCGCUCAAACUCACCCCCACCGCCAUGAACGAGAUCAGUUUGGGCAACGUCAUCACCAUCAUCACCAAGGACGUCAUGGUGUUCGAGCACAACAUGAUGCUGUUCAACGACAUGUGGAUCGAGCUGAUCCGGCUGGCGGUCGUCUGCUAUUUGUUGUACAACAAAAUGGGCGUGACGGGAUUCGUGGGUGUUGGCGUGUUGCUUAUCAUAGUUCCAGUUCAAAUUUAUGUGGCAAAAUUAAUCAAAAACAUGAGAUUGGAUUUAUGCAAGAAGACCGACGAAAGAUUGCAAACUACCCAGGAAACGCUGUCGGCGAUGAAAAUCAUAAAAAUGUACACUUGGGAAAGAAUAUUUUCUGGAAAAGUUGAGGAGAGGCGAAGACUGGAAAUGACGUUCCUGAUGAGGUCGCUCUAUUUACGUACGGCCAAUUUCAUUGUCGGCAUGCUAAUGUCCAAAGUGGGCUUUUACGCCCUCAUCAUGACCUACAUUUACGUCAACAAAACCGCCAACGCCGGCGUCAUUUUCUACGCCAUGAAAGUCUUCGGCGACAUCAGACAGUCUAUUGCCAUCCUCAUCCCCUUCGGCCUGGGAAGGGGCGCGGAAUUAUUUGCAGCCACCCAACGAAUUAACAAAGUUCUUGGUGCCGAGGAAUUGGACGAGCACGAACACCACACUAUGGGAAAACCCAGAGUCAAACUAUCCAACGUCGACGUCAAUAUCAAAGAGAACCCUAUACUUAAAAACAUCUCUGUCGAACUCAAACCCGGAUUAACUAUAGUAACAGGUCCUUUAGGGUGUGGAAAAAGCUCCUUACUGAAGUUAUUCCUCAAAGAUUACCCAAUAUCCGACGGAAAAAUCUUGUCCGAAGCUACGUUUUCGUAUAGCUCCCAAGAUCCGUGGCUUUUCCCUUCAUCCAUUAAACAAAACAUCAUUUUCGGUGAACCUUACAACGAAGAAAGGUACAGAGAGGUGGUAAGGGUGUGCGCUCUUCAGUACGACUUCAACAUGUUCGAUAAAGGUGACGAAACCAUCGUGGCAGACAGAGGAAUCAACCUAAGCGGCGGACAGCAAGCUAGAAUCAAUCUGGCCAGAGCCAUAUACAAAAUAAGCGACGUGUAUCUUUUAGACGACCCCCUUCACGCUCUCGACCCGAAAGUCCAGGACUACAUUUUCCAGAAUUGUAUCCAGCAAUUCCUCAAAGACGAGAUCUGCGUCCUGGUCACGCACAAUCUCAAACAUAAAAACAGCGCGGAUACCUUAAUCGUAAUGAAAGAAGGCGAGGUAAAAUACGAAGGUCGACCCGCCGAGGUGAAAGUAGAUAUCAUCAAAGAAAUUGAAUUAGAAGAAAACGAGGAACAUCAGAAAAAAGAAGAAGAGGAUGAAAAUGAUAAGGCUACGGAAAAUUCGAAAUUGAUUAAGAGGAAGCCGGGUGGAAGGAAGAAGGUGUAUAGCGAAGUGAAGAAGACUGGGAAAGUUGAAUUUGCUGUAUUUAGAAAGUAUUUUGCUUUCGGUGGUGGAUUUCUGGUGUUUCUGGCCAUCACCUUAUUGUUUUUGGGCUCCGAAUUCACCGAGAGUUACGCAUCUAGGCUACUGACUAAUUGGAUCAACCUGGAACAAAAAGCUUCAAAUGUAGGUGCAGGUAACGAAACGGCUAUGCACUCCCAACCCUUUAUCAAGCUUCAGGAAAAAGCCAGUUUCACACUGAAGCUAUAUUCUGGAAUGAUCCUGGGUUCUGUCGUUCUGGACCUCCUGAAACAAUGGCUGUUUAUCAAUUUUUCCAGAAAGGCUUCUGUAAAUCUGCACAACACCAUGAUUGAGAAGCUAACCACCGCCAAAAUGACGUUCUAUGAUAACUACUUCAUUGGUAAUAUUUUGAACAGGUUCUCGCAAGAUCUGACAAAAGUUGAUGAGCAUUUGCCGCACACUGUAAAUCAUUUUGUCAGGGUGGUCCUCUCAGUUGGUGGUAUAGUAGCAUUGGUAUCAUCGGUUAAUUGGAGAUUCUUGAUCCCUGCAGGUGUCUUGGUGGUUUUACUGGCCCUCUUACAGAGAGUUUACCAACCUGCAGCCAGGAGUCUCAAACGUUUAGAAUCUGCAACUCGUAGCCCACUCAUUGGACACCUAAACGCCACCAUGGAAGGUGUCACCACCAUUAGAGCAUCCAAAGCACAGAAAAUAUUAGUGGAGGAAUUUGACAGACAUCAAGAUCUAUAUACUUCGGCCCACUAUAUGUCUUUCUGUAUCAAAAGAGCCUUUGGAUUCUUUAUGGAUAUGCUAUCCACCAUUUUCGUCACCAUCAUCAUUGGAAAACUACUUUUCUACAAUACUGGCGAAGCAGGUGCUGAUGUAGGAUUAGCCAUCACCAAGGCUUCAGCCUUAGCUAUGCUAGUCCAGUUCGCAUUAUUGCAAUGGUCCGAUCUAGAGAACGACAUGACGUCUGUAGAGAGAGUUCUCGAAUACACCGAAGUACCUCAGGACAACUAUCAAGGUGACAAACCCGAUAACUGGCCUUUGAAAGGUUCAGUUAUGUAUAACAGCGUGUCACUGACCUAUAAAUCAGAGAAGGUAUUAAAAGAUAUUAGUUUUGAAAUCAAACCUAAACAAAAGAUCGGCAUAGUAGGCCGAACAGGCGCCGGGAAAUCUUCAAUUAUAUCUACCUUAUUUAGACUCUACGACUACGAAGGUACCAUUUUGAUAGAUGGUUUAAACAUCAAGACUGUCGACUUGGAAUAUCUGAGGAACCACAUAUCGAUAAUUCCUCAAGAUCCCUUACUGUUCCAAGGAACCAUCCGUCAAAACAUCGAUCCCUACGAUAAAUUUACGGAUAAAGAAAUCUGGGACACCUUGGAGAAGGUUCACAUGCGCGACCACAUUAACAGCCUCGAACUGACCAUCACAGAUCACGGGUCGAACUUCUCAACUGGCCAAAGACAGCUCAUCUGUCUGGCACGAGCCAUCAUCAAGAAAAACAAAAUUGUGGUGUUGGACGAAGCCACGGCCAACAUGGACCCAGAAACCGAGGUGCAGGCUCAGGCUGCGAUUAGACGGAACUUUGCUGAAUGCACCGUGUUCAUUAUUGCUCACCGUUUACAGUCGGUUAUAGAAUGUGAUAAGAUUAUCGUCAUGGAUCAAGGAAAGAUUGUCGAGUUUGAUAAUCCUUUGAAUCUGAUUGAGAACAAGAAGAGUCACUUUGCUCAGAUGUUGGCUACUGACGGAUCAUAUUCGGCUGAAAAAUGAUCAAUAAUCUUUAAGACUACCUAUUUAUAUGAAGCUAGAAUAUUUAAUCAAUAAAUAUAUGUAAAUAAGAGUGUAAUGUUAGAAUAAUGAAUAUUUUUGAUAUAAAUCUCACUAUUUUACUGUGUUAUGUUUAAGAAUAUAUACAAGAGAAUUCUG